Messenger RNA from Didymodactylos carnosus, 4432 nucleotides. The record is from the annotation of a GenBank genome assembly. Lineage: Eukaryota; Metazoa; Rotifera; Eurotatoria; Philodinida; Philodinidae.
CGAUCAAAUAUGUCGUUUAAAAAAUUUAAAUUAUUUUUCCGACGUAAUAGAAGCCCCUGGGCUUCUAAUACACCUUCCACAUCGAUUGCUCCAGAGGGGGGCUUCUAAUAUGGGGGAGGCUUCUAUUAUGGGGGGGGGUUUACUAAAUGUAUCUGUUUCGAAAGAAGAUUUUUCACGUAUACAGUAUAGACGAAGAAUAACGUGUCCUUUUGUUCUCUAUCUCGUUGCCAUUCGCUUCUUGCUAAACAGACUUUUUUGUUUCUAUGUGUGUGUGCCUGGAUCUUGAACUUUCAUGUAUUAUUGUUUCGCUUUACCAUACUAUACUGUAUACUGUAUAGUAUGGUUUUUAGUCUAUACUGUUUGACGUUAUUUCGUUAAGGAUGAUUCACUUACGUUAAGAAUUUCGUGUAAUAAACGCAACUUCUUCGUUUCGUACGGUAAGAAAAAAGAUUUCCUUACCGUCCUACGUUAUCUUUUCUCUUCCUUUACUUUUACCGUCAUCCGUGAUCUAUACUGUACAGCCAAUUUGGCUGUUUUAAAUGUGGUGGUUCAGAAUCGUUUUUUUUCGUUUAGGUUAAAAAUAGUUAUCAAUGGCGUAACCUACAACCUAACCUAUAAAAAAUUUCAUAACCCAAAUCUAGUAGAUAAGGUUAGGUUAGGUUUAACCUGCAGGGCUCUAAUGGGCGGAUAUAUGAAUUAAGAAUAUCUGAAUUAUGAAUGUUCGCGGAUAUCCGAGACAGAAUAUCGACCGCCAUAGCGUAAAAGUCAGAAAAGUAUAAAAGUAUAAAAGCAUGAAAGACAGAAAAGCUGGAAAUACGCGUUGAUGUAAUCAUUCUUUUCUCGCUUAUCAUUCGAAUAUUCUCAAAUCGGAUAUCCGCCCAGCCUUCAAUGAUAAUCAUAAAAUACUCUGUAUUAUUUAUAAAUCUCUUUAGUAAUCAAAUCAUCAGCCACCAAAUUACAUAAAUUUCUCAUUAUCAUUUCAGCUCAUACUGACUAUGAAUCAAGUCCAUACAUUGAUCUAAAACAACUUCUAGAAUCAAAUAAUAGCACUUAUCUUCAGACAAUUCAAGAAGAUCUUUUCGAUUCGGACGAAAAAAAUAUACUUUCAACUUGGUUCGAUGUAGUUCAUGUUCCUGACGCAAAAAAUGCAUCCUUACUUGAUCCAUCAUUUAAUACAAUAAUUUCUGAACCAUUAGAUGCAAAAGAAAUGGUUUCAAUUAUUAAUGGACAACAAAGCAUAACACCGUAUAUUAUAGAUAGCCUUAAACGCUAUCAUGCAUUAUGUGAUAUUCAAGAUGUGUUUCCAACAUGUUUAGAUUUAUCAAAUAAUACAAAAAAGUUAGAAUUAUUUAUUGAUUCGAUUACAAAACGUAUUCUAUUAAUAAUAGCUAUUGAAUGUAUGUCAAAUGAAAGUCAAUAUUUUUUAGGUAAUUUUAUACGUAAAAAUGAUUUACCAAUACCAUUAUCAUAUUAUAUAUGGAAUGAAAAACAUCAAGCACCAUUAUAUAAAAUUAAUUUUAAUUGUUUAACAGAAAUAUUAUGUUUGACAGAUGAUAGAUUAAUCAUACAAUUAGGUAGUAAAAAUUGUAUUGGUUUAGGUAAAACAAGUUUAUUACCAUAUAUAUUUAAUGAUAAACGAAAAGAAUCAUUAUCAUAUGAUGGUAAUAUGAAAUUUCGUUCAUCAUGUAUUGAUGUAUUAUUUUCUAAUGCACAAAAUAAACCAUAUAUUAUAUUUGAUGUACAUGGUACAAUACAUAAUGAAUAUAAUUUAGAUUUAAUACGUUCUAUACAAUUAUAUGCAUCUUGUCAAAUUAUUUAUGUAACAAAAGAUGAUUUACCAUCAAGAAAUAAUGAUAAAGAUUUUAUAAAUUUAAUAAUGAAUUAUUCAUUGGAAACAUGUAAAAUUCCAACAAUAAUUGUUGUAUUUGUUCAAAAUUAUGAUAAUGAAUCAUCAUCUGAUGAACAAUUAAUUAAUAAAUUUCAAAAUUAUUAUGCAAAUGAAACACAACGGUCACAUAUAUAUUGGACAACAGCACCAAUAUUUAAUUCAUUAUUAACAAAUCAAAAUUUAAAUACAUUUAAAAUCAAACGUCGUGCUAAUCGUUUAAUAGCAACAUUUCGUAAUAUAUUUAUAGAAGGUGAACAGUAUAUAGAACAACAAUCAUUAUUUCGUUCAUGUUUUUCAAUACAAACAACUUAUUUAAGAACAAAAAAAAAUUGUCAACAAUCAAAACUUAAUUUAAAAUAUGAAAUUGAAAAUGAAUUAAAACAAUUAUUUGAACAUUUAUCAGAUAAAACAGAAAAUUUAUUAAUUGUAACACCAUUAAGUUAUUUACGUGCACAAAUAAAUAUAAUAAAAAAGAAAUUAUGUGAUGAUAUUGAAUCAACAUUAGGAUCAAAAUUAGGUUUAGAAUUAAAAGAAUUAGAAAAUAAACGUAAAACAUAUACAACAUUUACAUCAUAUACCCAAUUUAUAAUUAAUUUAAUUAAUAAUAAAACAUAUAUAGAAUUAUUAAUAACAAAUGUAUAUUUAGAAAAAUGGCGUUCAUUAUAUGUACCUAAUUUAAAAUUAGAAAAAGAAAAGAAAAAACAAUUAAUAUAUGAACAUGAUAAAAAUAUAAAACGUUUAGAAGAUCAAAUUGAUUUACAAAAUAAAAAUGGUAAAAAGUCUGAUUAUGAACAAAUAUUGAAAUAUUUAAAUCAAUUACGUAAUGAAGCAAUAAAUUUAAAAAAUGAUGUAGAAAAACUUGAUUUAAAAUUAUAUAAUGUUGAUUUAACAAUUGGUUUAUUUGUUGAUGAAUUAUUUGAAUUAUAUGAUUAUUAUUUUGAUGAACAACCAACAAUGUUAGAUAAAUACCAAAAUAUGUUUGAACGUUUAGCUGAUCGUAUAUCACAAUUAGUUUAUAAAGGUUUUGCUAUACAUAUAUUACGUAGUAGACCAUUAUAUAGUCAAAGUCGUUUAAUGGAAAAUAUAAUAAAAAGAUUACGUGUUUCUGGUCGAUUAGCUGUAUUAACUGUUAUUGGUGAACAAUCAUCGGCUAAAAGUUCAUUAUUGAAUAGUACAUUUGGGUGUAAUUUUCGUGUUAGUUCUGGAAGAUGUACUAUUGGAGUUUAUUUAGGUAUUGCAUAUUAUAAAGACAUGACAAUUGUUAUACUUGAUACAGAAGGAUUAUUAUCAUUAGAAGAGUCUGGCUCCAUUUUUGAUAAUCAAAUGAUAACAAUGGCAAUAUUAUCUUCGCAUAUUGUGCUUAUUAAUCAUAAGGGCGAAUUAAGUUCCAGUUUGGAAGGCUUGAUUGGUAUGAGUAUAUAUGCAAAAUUACAACUUCAAAGUUCACCAUUAAAGCCUAAAUUAUUAUUUGUAUUACGUGAUCAAAUGGAUCGUAAUAAAAAAAUAUUUUGUGAACAAUUAACUCAAUUUAAAGAUAAUUUACAAACAAGUAGUAGAUUUUUAAAAGUAUCGAUUGAUGAUGAAUUAGAAAUAAAACAUGAAAAUAUUGUAUUAUUACCAAGUGCAUUUUCUGAAGACAUAAAUUCAGAUUUAAAUAUAGAACAACGUUGGCGUAAUCAAACAUUUCCAAUAAAGAUAAAUGAAUUAAGAUUAAAUAUAUUUCAUAGUUUAAAUGAACAAAUAAUAAAGCAAAGUCAUGGUCAUAAAGAUUUUGAUUAUUUAUAUAAUAAAUUAACAAAUAAUUGGAAAUCCAUUGAUGAAUUAGGACAAGGUUUAUUAAUGUGUAAAACAUUAUAUGAAUUAAGUACAUCAAAUGAAUUAAAAGAUAUAGCUAAAAAAAUAAUUAUUAUGAAAUCAACAACUUUAUUAAAUGAAGGUAAAUUAUUAUUAGACAGUGAAUUAGAAAAACAGAAACAAUUAAUGAUAUCAAAUGAAAAUAUAAACAAUGCUGACAUAUAUUUAAAACAAUUUAUUCAACAAGGGAAAAAUAAAUUAGAAAAUUUAACAACACGUCUUGUACAUGAAGCUAAUGAUGAAUAUGAUUAUAAUACACAGAAAUCAUAUUUUAUUGAUUUAAAAGAAAGAAUAAAUAAAAAUAUAGAACCAUCAAUACGUUGUAAUCAACAAUUAUUAGUACAACGAUUUGAAGAAGAUUCAUAUACAAUAGCACAAACAAAUGCAACAACACAUGUACAAAAACAAUUAUUAGAUAGUGCUAAAAAAUGUUUUGAUAAAGAAACAAGAACAAAAACUAAUAUAAAUGAAUUAGAAAAUGCAUUAAAUAAAAGACAUGAUGAAUUAGUUAAAGAGUUUCGACAAAGUUUAAAUUCAUUCAAAAAAUCACAGAAUGAUGUUACACAAACAAUAUUAAAUAAUUAUAAUCGUUUAGUUGAAGGAAGACGCGGUACAGCAUUAAAAACAGAUAUAUAUAAUCGUUGUCCAACAUUAGACAUUGAUAAAUAUCAUACUUAUUGUCAUGGAUGA